Messenger RNA from Jaminaea rosea, 1791 nucleotides. RefSeq names its product carboxypeptidase S. Gene Ontology annotation, molecular function: metallocarboxypeptidase activity. NCBI's taxonomy places the organism in Eukaryota, Fungi, Basidiomycota, Exobasidiomycetes, Microstromatales. The transcript is spliced from 2 exons. Gene Ontology annotation, cellular component: fungal-type vacuole lumen. The record is from RefSeq and is a predicted model, not a curated record. Bases 1 to 1791 code for a protein of 596 amino acids.
AUGAUUGACGGGAGUGGCCCUCGUACCUGGUCCUCGCCCGCAGUCAGCGCCCCUUCUACUGCCGCUAGCGGUCCCUCAGCCCUUGCCGUAUGCAAGCAAUACCCAUCUUGGUCACCGCCAAGUCAGUCGAACUUCUCUCUUCCCGCACCUCUCCCUGCCUCAACGUACGCCAAGCUCUUGUCAGGCGCAGUCCGGAUAGACACGACAGUCCCUGACUCAUGGGGUCCGCUCAAUGCUCCUAACGUCAGCUCGACGGUUCGUGAGAAUUAUCGCAAAGCCUUUGCCCCCUUUGAAGCCUACCUUUCCCGCUCCUUUCCUCUUGUUCACUCCGUGCUCACCAAGGAGGUCGUUGACUCCCAUGGACUCAUCUUCACGUGGCGAGGGUCAGAUGAGAGCCUCAAACCGCUGGUGCUGAUGGCGCAUCAGGAUGUGGUACCGGUCGAGCCGAGUACGGUCGGACAGUGGGUGCACGACCCCUUCUCUGGAUCGGUGGAUGAAGAAAAUGGGGUCGUGUGGGGAAGGGGCAGCUCGGAUGACAAGGCUUCACUGAUCUCAAUCAUGUCAGCGCUCGAGUCUCUGGCUUCGUCCACCUUUAAACCCAGUCGCACCAUCGUAGCCUCCUUUGGCUUCGACGAGGAGUCCACGGGGUCCGCUGCGGCUGCCCUCGCAUCCUUCCUCGUGGAGAGGUACGUUCCCACGGUAGGUGGAGCAGAGUUGAUCGUAGACGAGGGCGGUGAAGUCCUUGGCGCCGACGUCUCCGAAGAGGAAGGAGGCAUGGGAACCGCAUACGCCGGCCCUGCGACGAGCGAGAAGGGCUACCUGGACGUGCGAGUCACCGUCAGAACGCCUGGAGGACAUUCGAGCGUCCCGCCAAGACGGACAGGCAUUGGACAUCUCGCGCGCCUCGUGGCAAGCAUUGAGGACAACGCUCCUCAGCCGAGGAUCAGCGAUGUGGACCAUCCGGCACUCGCCCCCUUGUUGUGCUUGAGAGAGGCGCCUGCCAUCAAGGAGGGGCGUCCACAGCUGUACAAGACGCUGCAGCACCUCGUCAAGCAACUCGAAGACGAGGAGAAGCCUCGAGCUCGCAUCGGCUGCCCGGGCGCGCGACGUCGCCGUGACCAACAGCGCCGCCGAGAGUUGCUCAACUCCAUCCUCCCUCAGCUUUCCGCCGAAGAGCAAGCCCUCUUCGGUACUACUCAAGCCGUGGACCUCAUUUCUGGCGGAGUCAAGAUCAAUGCUCUUCCCGAGAAGAGCGAGGCGGUCGUCAAUUAUCGGAUUGACGUGCGAUCCAGCGUCGGUGAGGUGAAAGAAUGGGUAGGGAAGGUGGUCCAGAAGAAGGCAAAGGAGCUCGGCUUGGACUUUAUUGGAUGGACGCACGAGGAGGUGGAAGCACUUGAGGCUGCAAAGUCAGCCAAGGGGACCGUUAGUCUCUCCGUAGCUUUCAAUUCGGCGCUGGAGCCCACGCCAUCCUCUCCGAUUGUCGACGGUACGGAGUCAUCCGCAGCAGCAUGGCGUCUUCUGAGCAGCGUCAUUCGCUCCACCUGGCGUGAUCACGGCGAGAUUCCCGUCAUCCCAACCCUCAUGGGUGGCAACACCGACACGAAGUCCUACCAUGCGCUCUCGCGCAACAUCUUCCGCUUCUCCGGUGGGACACUCAACCCACCACCGAAAGGGAUGAAAGGGGCAGAUGGGGGUAUUCACACCGUGAAUGAGUAUGCGUCCAUCGAUGCGCUAGUGAAGGGGACGGAGUUUUACAGCAAGUUGAUAUGGGCUGUGCAGGUCAUUGGAUGA